Elgaria multicarinata webbii is the source of this 1208-nucleotide messenger RNA. Its product is annotated as zinc finger protein OZF-like. The transcript has 2 exons. Lineage: Eukaryota; Metazoa; Chordata; Lepidosauria; Squamata; Anguidae. The coding region runs from base 102 to 1151 and encodes 349 amino acids. The record is from RefSeq and is a predicted model, not a curated record.
CAGAGUCAUUCUGAAUCGGCAGGAAAGGAAAGGGAGAAAUUGCAGGCUUGAAGGCCAGGAAGAAGGAGGUUGCAGGAGACUAGAAAAGAGGUGACCAGAAUAUGGACAAAAUUCCUCUUUCUGUCUCUUCAGGUAAUGAAAAGAGAUGUUGGAUCAAGAUGGAGAAAUCUCGGCAGGAAGAGAUUUUGCCAGGAAAAACACACCAGGUGUUAACAGAAACAUGCCAUUGGAAUUUUCCUGUGACAACUGAAAUGCAUGAGCUGAGAUGUGAGUCCAAACAGCCGCAGAAGAAAAAGCCAGUGGGAAGAGAGAGAGAAUGCAAAGGCCUUGCAGAAGAUCUCAUAGAUGUUUAUAGCAAAACCUCUGCACUGCAAGUAGAGGGGGAGAAACCAUUGUUCUCCAAGCAUGGGAGAAAAUACUGCUACAAGCCAGAUGUUGUGACAUACCCUGGGGAGAAGCCCGUUGAAUGUCCCGCAUUGAUGGAAGAGAUCCAGACAAAAUGUUGCCUUCAUAAACCUCAGGGAGUCUGUACAGGAGAGAAACAAUAUGUACUCUCCACAUGUGGGGAAAGUUUACAUCAGACAGACUAUGUCAUAGGGGACCGAAACAGUCAUCUAGAAGAGAAAUUUUAUGAAUGUUCAGAAGAUGGAAAAAGCUUGAGACAUGAACAGAUAUUGCAGAAAUAUCAGAAUACAUAUGCAGAAAGGAAGUUCCAUGAAUGUUCUACUUGUGGGAAAAGCUUUACUUAUAGAGCAGAAUUAACCAGACAUCAGAGAAUUCAUACCGGACAAAAACCAUAUGAAUGUCCUGAGUGCAGGAAACACUUCAGUCGGAGAGAGAACUUGAUGAGACAUCAGAGAAUCCAUACUGGGGAGAAACCAUAUGAAUGUUCUCAAUGUGAGAAAUGCUUCACUCAGCGAGGAGAUUUGAAAAAACAUCAAAGAAUUCAUACUGGAGAGAAACCAUACAAAUGCUUUCAGUGUGGGAAAUGCUUUGGACGGAAGGAACACUUAAUUGGUCACCAGAGAAUCCAUACUAGAGAGUAUCCGUUGAAAUGCCAUGAAUGUGGGCGAGGCUUUUCUCGGAAAGAUAUGUUAAUCAAGCACCAGAGAACACACAGAGGACAGAGGUCUUACGAAAAGCCCAAGUGAUGAAAAGAGAUGUUGGAUCAAGAUGGAGAAAUCUCAGGAGGGAGAGACUGUGCCAGA